Molecule: messenger RNA, 1670 nt
Organism: Dendrobium catenatum
Lineage: Eukaryota; Viridiplantae; Streptophyta; Magnoliopsida; Asparagales; Orchidaceae
Exons: 9
Coding region: 169-1371 (400 amino acids)
Source: RefSeq, a predicted model, not a curated record
AAACUUGCAAGUUACUGAUCGCAUCCAUUAUUCCAUUUCGACGUGGCAGAACUGUGAUCGACUGCUCUUGGUUUGCUUUGGUUUCCCUCAUCCUCCACAUCACCAGAGAUGCCGUCGAGCUAAGAAUACCAACGGUGAAGAGAACCAAGCUUCUCUUCCCUGAAGCCCAUGGCGUCCAGUCUCAGCUAUCUUCCACCUCAGCCCACCGUUACCCGUCCUCUCCAUCGCUGCUACUCCCAGUUCUCCACACUUCCUUCGUGGCGCAUGUUAAUUUCUGCCCAGGAUCUAACAUUUCCCUACCAAACCCUCAUUUCCUCGUCGCCUCUUCCUCCUGGGAGAUUUCGCUUGCCAUUGCAAGUUAAAUGCAAUGCCCAGACUCUGGUUUCUUCUGAUAUAUCGCAGGGGACUCCUGUUCGGCCAACAAAUGUGUUGGUCGUCGGAGCUACUGGAACAUUGGGCCGGCAGAUAGUCAGGAAGGCAUUAGAUGAAGGAUAUGAUGUUAGGUGUCUUGUAAGGCCUCGGCCAGCUCCGGCUGACUUCUUGCGGGAUUGGGGAGCUAUUGUUGUCAAUGGAGAUUUGAGCAAGCCAGAAACGAUACCGGCAACUCUAGUUGGUGUUCAUACAAUAAUUGAUUGUGCAACAGGGCGGCCAGAGGAACCCAUUCGAAAGGUAGAUUGGGAAGGAAAGGUUGCUCUCAUACAAUGCGCAAAAGCAAUGGGAAUUCAGAAAUAUGUGUUCUAUUCCAUCCACAACUGUGAUAAACAUCCUGAAGUUCCAUUAAUGGAAAUCAAGUACUUCACUGAGAAGUUUCUUCAGGACUCUGGUCUAAACCACAUCAUAAUUCGCUUGUGUGGUUUCAUGCAGGGCCUAAUUGGGCAAUAUGCUGUGCCAAUACUAGAAGAGAAGUCAGUAUGGGGGACAGAUGCUCCCACCAGAAUAGCUUAUAUGGACACUCAGGACAUAGCCCGACUCACUCUCAUAGCCAUGCGCAACGAAAAAGUUGACCAGAAACUUCUUACGUUUGCCGGACCUCGUGCAUGGACAACUCAGGAGGUGAUCACAUUGUGCGAGAGACUUGCAGGGCAAGAUGCAAAUGUAACCACUGUUCCUGUUUCAGUUUUAAAGCUGACUCGCCAGCUUACUCGACUUUUUCAAUGGACAAACGAUGUUGCAGAUCGAUUGGCAUUUUCAGAGGUACUAUCAAGCGACAUCGUUUUCUCAGCUCCGAUGAACGACACAUAUAGCCUUAUCGGCGUCGAUUCGAAGGAUAUCAUCACCUUGGAAAAGUAUCUACAGGACUACUUUACAAACAUAUUGAAGAAGCUGAAGGACCUGAAAGCCCAGUCGAAGCAAACUGACAUUUAUUUCUGAGAAGAAAUCGGAACAAUUCAAGUUGCAGGAAACCAUUGUCGAGGAAGCAAGCCAACCACCUUGCCCUCAUCUCUGAAGUGUGGAGGUUUGAUAUGCUCUCAGAAUACCCAAUGAUGGCCAUCUGUGGAAUCUGAGAAUGUAUACACUCCCUACAUCAAAGUCGGUUCUUUCAUGUAAGUAGCUCUAGUACAUAAAUUCUUGUAAAUAAGUGCCUUAUGUGAACCCAAACUAUUUGUGAUAACAUUAAUGAUGAUUAUUGUAAUAAGUACCUGUACAGAGGAACUAUCAUAUCUUCUGUC